Molecule: messenger RNA, 846 nt
Organism: Micropterus salmoides (largemouth bass)
Lineage: Eukaryota; Metazoa; Chordata; Actinopteri; Centrarchiformes; Centrarchidae
Exons: 5
Coding region: 46-846 (266 amino acids)
Source: RefSeq, a predicted model, not a curated record
CUGCAUUUUUCUUUGUUUGUAAACUAGCUUUUUCAUUUGCGAAGAAUGGCUCCCAAGCGUGACAAGGAUCGCCGCAUCGUUUCCUGUCUGCAGUGUUUCAGACCACAGGAGCUGUUGCCUAACCACCUGUUAAGAGUCUGCCUGAAGAACCACACAAAUGAGGAGAGGAAUGCAGAGGUGGACAGAGCCAAAAAGUCGAUGAAGGCCUGGACCCUUCAAGGCAGAACCUGGGACUACAACGUCAUGGUCAGGCGGUACCCCGAUGAGGCUUCCAGACAGGCUCUUCUGGAAGACCUUCGUGACAUGCAUUUUUUAAUUCUUAAUGACCCCAUGGACACACCUGCUGAAUCCAGUCACAGACCACCAGGCGCUGCAGUUGAAACUUGCAACAAAAAACCUGCUCAGCCGACUCUCCAAGACUGCCAGAGAGUCCUCAGAGUGUCACAGAUGGACAUGCUGGACAUCCGCAGGAGGCUCCUGGAUCAGCAGCAUGUGGAAGAAGACCAAAAGACGCUGUUCCGUUACUUCUGCGAAGCCAUCCUGGUCCUGAGAUACUUCCAGCGACCAGAAGCAGUGAGGGCAUUUACAGCUUCAGAUUGGGUCAACAAGACACAUGUUGAGGGACGAAUCCGAAUGGGGGUCAGUGAACUGACAGCGUCCACAAAGAAGAGUGCAACAUUUUCCCUCGCAGUGGAGGACUCUGCUAUGCUGGACGCAUACUUCCAGAAGGUUCGUCCAGCAUGUCUGCAGGACAGUGUGGACGACCAGGGCAGAUUUUUCCUGUCCAAACAGGGCAUACCAGUUGGCAACGUUGCGAGCGACCUCAACCGUCUGCAUGAACAGUAA